This is a messenger RNA of Phoenix dactylifera (date palm), 529 nucleotides long. Its product is annotated as flowering-promoting factor 1-like protein 3. Gene Ontology annotation, biological process: regulation of flower development. The record is from RefSeq and is a predicted model, not a curated record. NCBI's taxonomy places the organism in Eukaryota, Viridiplantae, Streptophyta, Magnoliopsida, Arecales, Arecaceae.
AGCGGAGGCGAUCGAUGUCGGGGGUGUGGGUGUUCAGGAACGGGGUCGCGCGGCGGAUAGAGAACCCCACGAGGGAGAGCCUCGAGAGCGCCACCGCCUCGGCCGGCGGCGGCGGAGGUGGGAGGAGGAGCGAGCUGGUGUACGUGCCCACGGGGGAGGUGGUGGGUUCGCAUGAGGAGCUGGAGCGCCGGCUGGGGGAGCUGGGGUGGGUGCCGUACCUCGCGGGGCGGCCGGAGCUUAUCCAGUACCACCGGGGCGCUGCCUCGCCGGACCUCAUCUCCCUUCCCCGCCGGUUCGCCGACCUCCGGUCCAUCCACAUGUACGACAUCGCCGUCAAGAACCGCUCGUUCUUCCUGGUCCGGGACCGUCCGUCGACGAGGGCCACGGUGAAUUGAUCUCCCCGUGCCUAACCUUCCAGAGUUUUCUUUAAUUUCUUUUCUUUUAUUUCUUCGGCGAGUUUUUGAUUAUUUAAUGAUUUUCUUUAUAUUGCUUUUGAAUCAUGGAAUGGACACUUUUAAUAUCAUUCUCA